AAGAGACACCGCGGAGAUACAGAGGCACUGCUACCACAAGACCUCCCUGUUUGAUGCCAAGCUGCACGAUAAGCCCCAAAGGAAUCAUGUCUGUGCCCAAGAAAGCAGGAAGAAAAAACGGUGCUGUGGCAGAAGAAAUGCUGCCGCCAUAUGAGCCCAACGUCCCUGAACCGACCACCAGGGCUGAUUACAUGAAAUAUUGGCUCGAUCUCUCUCUGGAUGACAAAACUGCGCAGAAACUGUUGUGGAUUUCAGAGGGUGCGUCUAAAGUGGCUCGUACGACUGAUGCCAUCUGCCCUUACCCUAACAGGCCUGAGAGAUAUGAACACUCACCACAGGUGCUGUGUAAGCAGAAUCUGCUCGGCAAUCGCGGGUAUUGGGAGGUGGACUUCGAAGGAUGGGUGGUUAUUGGGAUGGUCUGUGAGAGCGCACCCCGUAAGGGCCAGGAGGGGGCCUGUGGUCUUGGAGAGAACAGCGGCUCCUGGGGUGUGGGCUGGUCUGGGUCCUGCUACCAGGUCUGGCACAGUGGAGAGAAUGUGGAUGUCCAGCUCCCCGACUCGUCCACCAUAGGAAUGUACGUUGACCAGCCUGCAGGCAUCAUCCAGUUCCUCUUGGUGGUGGGAGAAGGUGAGAAGGAAGUGCGCGAGAUUCACAAGUUCAAGUUCGACAGCCAGGAGAAGAUUUUUCCCGGGUUCUGGAUUGGCACAAAGUCCAAUUUGCUUAUUCGAAAAAAGGAUCAGUGAUGAGAGGGGGGUAAAGCCUGCAAUCGGGGGGGGGGCGCUAUCAAGUAGUGUACAUUUAAGAAGGUGUCAAGAAUGAGGUAAAGUUAGUGAUGUUUGGGGAACAAGUGUCAAAAUUGUAGGUCAGAACCAAAACAUGCCAUAAAAUCUUUGUAGCUUGUGUUUGCUUUCUCUGGAGCAUUAAGUACAUAAUAUAUCCAAAUGGGCCUAAUUAUUUUAUUGACAGUGUGUUUAUUUAUACAUUUUAUUUACUUUAUGUAGAAAGUACGCAAAGUUGAGUGUUUUUAAUAGUACAAGGUGCUAUGCAUGUUUGAGUGCAGCCUAUGUAUUUUUUUUUUUUUUUAAGUGUUAAAUGUGGUCAAUAAAUGCAACUGUUGGAAAAUUA
Solea solea (common sole) is the source of this 1125-nucleotide messenger RNA. RefSeq lists its product as uncharacterized. Bases 54 to 743 code for a protein of 229 amino acids. The record is from RefSeq and is a predicted model, not a curated record. Gene Ontology annotation, molecular function: protein binding. The transcript has 5 exons. NCBI's taxonomy places the organism in Eukaryota, Metazoa, Chordata, Actinopteri, Pleuronectiformes, Soleidae.